CCGCAAGAUAAAUAGCCUCGCUCUUAUGUAACCCCCCACUCUAUGUCAUCAGCGUCAGGGAUCCAGCACUGUAUUGUCGCGUUUCGAUAUCUACUCUACCUACUCUACCUUCGGGGGCGAUAACCACGCGCAUCUCUUCGUCCGCUCGUCCUCCCGAUAUCUAUCAUGUGUUCGUCCCGUGCAGCUCCCUAAAUAACUCCAACGAUUCAUCCACCCUCAACCCCCCACACGCCGUACUGCACGGACACCACAACAAUCAUGGCGACCUGGCAAUGCUGGUGGUCGCCGCACUCCACCGCCGAUUCACAGCGCUUCGUAAAGAUCAAUACAAGAGACCAGGAGCUAGCGGUCUAUGAUGUUUACGAUUCGAAGUUUGAGCUGUACAAGAGACAUUCGAAGAUUCCGUAUAUGCGGUGCUUCGAUUGGUCGCCCGUUGAACAAGACCUCGCAGCUAUCGGCCAAUCCUCCGGCGAAGCACUCUUACUCCGCCUCUCCGACCCUUCGUCAGCGCCGGUCCCUCUCGCCGUCAAGCAGCAACGUUCCUGCAACAGUGUGAGCUUCAACAGCACUGGUUCCAUGCUCGCCAGCGGCCUGGACAAAGUCCGCAACGAUUCGUGCCUUCACAUCUGGGACAUCAACCAGCGUCUGGGGUCAGGGUCGGACCGACCAAUCCGGCAGCUCCCUAGUAGUGAAGCAAUUGUCGCGUGUCGGUUCACCCGGGACAACCCACAGAUACUGGUGGCAGGCGUGGCGUACCGCUGGGUCCGCAUCUUCGACCUCCGCGAGACGGCGAGUGGCACCGCCGCAAUAAGCUGUAACUCUAGGUGUGUUUACAACAUCUCGUUGGAUCUGGAUCCGAACUACUAUGCGGGCCACUCUGAUGACGGUGUGGUCGCCGUGUGGGAUCGGCGUUUUGCGAAGGGGAGCCCGACACAAGCACCGGAGCCCGCGCUGCAGUUCGGACGGGCCGCCGGGGAUGAGAGCAGGAGCCUGGGAAUCUGGCAUCUCAGAUAUUCCAAUGCGAGGGAGGGCGCGUUUGCGGUGCUCAAUGGAGGCGGUGGACUCAGGGUCUAUGAAACCGCAAAGGUUCUGAACGUCGAGAACCCGCCAACCAUUGGGAUGAUGGGAAGUGAUAAUGGCGCUGUGGAGAAUCAUAAACGUUUAGGCUGGAGGGACUCGGCAGCGAGUUUUCUCGAGGCCAGGGCGUAUGGUAGUAGUGGGAAGGAGGACAAAGGUGGCGGCGGCGGGGGUGGGCAUGGCGGCACGUCGACGUCUGGUUCUCGGACGCCAGUGUACAGGAAUGAUGGCGGGGAGACAUUGCUCGUCAGCCGAAUUAGCGACAUCCGAUCUACCGACAGAUCUAGCUCUGGGGACACAAGCCAACGAAUUGUAUUCUUCGACUGGGUGUGUGAGGGUGUGGGUGCGGGUGGUCCACGCAGCGGCAGUAUGAAGCUCCUCACGGUCAAGGGGGAUGGAAGCCUUGAGAUUAUCAAGUGUCCCGGCCCAGCACCAAGUAUGGCGUGGGGCAGCAGGAACGAAUUCGCCAUUACCUGCGAGAAUAACCUCGAGAUCAUGUCUACUACCAAGGCUGAGCAGCCAGAAGAGGAGAUCACGUUGCGGCCAAGACGGAAGAGUAUCUCUGAGCUUGAGGACCUGGAUAGAUACCACUACUCUGGUGGAGAGAGUCCAGACCAGAGAAGCCAGGGUCAAGAGUUCUUCGGCCGACGGAACCGAGCGAAUAGUCUUGCACGGCCAGAGGAUUUCCUACCGGAUGCCCGCCAGGUUCUGCAGAACGACAUCUGCGUGGUGAUGCGGAAGCGCGUGGAGGCCGGAUACCUCAUGAACUGCGCCAAGAAUGCUACUCUAGUCGCGCACGACAAUCCCUAUAUGGAGGACAUGUGGGUGUGGCUUGACGGCGCGCAUGAGUGUGCCCGUGACGAGGGGAUGAUGACCGCAACACUGAAUCUAAGCUUUCUGGGGGUUCUUGGAGUAUGGCAUGGAGGGAGGGAGCCGACUCCGGAGUCGAGGAUCAAUGCGAACCGCAAGAUACGGAGGGACGAUUGGACUGCCGCCUGCCAUGAGAUCAAUAAGCGGAAUGGCAGGAAGAAGUUCAGUGAUCGAAAGACAGACUUUCCUGAGCAGCGGAGGCUGUGUCUUGCCAUCGCUGGUUGCAACUACGAUUCAGAGGAGCUAGAGCGGGAACUACAGCGGCUCGAGAGGAAUGGGGAGCACAGCAAAGCCGCCGGACUGGCACUGUUUCACGAUAAGAUCGAACGCAGCAUCAAGGCCCUGCAACAAGGUGGAAGGACGCUCAAACUAAUGUCCACAGCUGUAGCGGGAUAUUUCGCUACCAUCCGUGAUCCCGCCUCAGGACUGUACGGCACGUGGAAGGAACUCGCCGGCAUGAUGGCGAACGAGCUCGGUGAUCCUUAUCAACGCGCCAUCUUCGCCUAUAUAUCCAACAGCGACUGGCGCGAAGUCCUAGACGAGCUAGGGGUCCCAAUACGUGAACGCAUCGGCAUCGCCCUCCGCUGGCUCGAUGACGACGAAUUAACCAACUACCUUGAAUCUACCGCCGCCGCCGCAAUCCGAUCGGGCGAACUCGAGGGAAUAAUCCUCACCGGCGUGACCGAAAACACAGUCAAGCUAUUGCAGGAGCACAUCAACCGCACGGGCGACGUACAGACCGCCGCACUUGUCGCCACCUUUGGCUCCCCACGAUACUUCAAAGACUCGCGCGUAGAAUAUUGGAUCGAGUCCUACAGACAGUUGCUAAACUCCUGGCGGCUAUUCCAUGCGCGUGCCCGAUUUGAUGUUGUGAGAGGUCAGGCCUCGAAGGAUCGAAACGGCACGAUGACAAUGACUCCACCGCAACGACAGGUCUAUGUACGUUGUGCAAACUGCGAUCGCUCCAUCUCUGGCCCUAAGAAGGAUCCGAAGAAGAUGACGGUAAGAGAGCGGCAGCAGGUCGCUAGUACCACACCGAGCAUAAUCGGCGGCGUUAGCACUGCUAAACCGACCGUCUGCCCACACUGCAAAAAGAGCCUUCCACGCUGCGCGGUGUGUCUACUCACCCUGGGAACCAUUCAUUACCGCGAGGGAGAGAAGAGUUCCGAUGUUGAGAAGGAUUAUGAUAGAUGGUUCAAUUUCUGCCUCAGCUGUAAUCACGGAAUGCAUGCGGGACACGCAAAGGACUGGUUCAGCAAACACAGGGUCUGCCCGGUUCCUGAAUGUAAGUGUUGCUGUAAGAUAUUCCAUAUCCCUGGGGAGGAGACUACAUAGUAGAGAGAUUGAGAUAGGACGGGUGUUAUGGCGUUGGCUCUUUCUGUUGAGUUUACGAAAUAUGAAACUGAGCGUCAUCGAUCAAUGAUUGCGAGUGAAUCUUCAUGAGGCA
Molecule: messenger RNA, 3394 nt
Organism: Tricharina praecox
Lineage: Eukaryota; Fungi; Ascomycota; Pezizomycetes; Pezizales; Pyronemataceae
Exons: 6
Coding region: 259-3282 (1007 amino acids)
Biological process (GO): positive regulation of TORC1 signaling
Cellular component (GO): cytoplasm
Molecular function (GO): protein binding
Source: RefSeq, a predicted model, not a curated record